Molecule: messenger RNA, 3226 nt
Organism: Porites evermanni
Lineage: Eukaryota; Metazoa; Cnidaria; Anthozoa; Scleractinia; Poritidae
Source: the annotation of a GenBank genome assembly
CUACUGAUACCAAUAUGUAUCACUGGCAAUGUUUUGGUACUAGCCGCCGUAUGGAGAAAUCCUUCCCUACGCACUCCGUCUAUCAUUUUGCUGUGCAGUCUUGCUGUUUCUGAUCUUUUUGUUGGGUUUCUUGCUCUUCCAGUUUACAUUGCCUUUGCCCUUACACCGCUUUCUCGGGACAGUUCUUACUCACCUCUGUCACAAGCAAGCCUUGUCCUCACUAUUCAACUCUGCGGUGUUUCCCUUGAAACAAUGACAGCCAUCAGCGUGGAUCGAUAUUUGGCCCUACGUCAUCACAUGCCGGAAAGAACAUUAGAACAUCAGAUGGUAUUUUGCUCCCACUAUUCUGUUCAUGAACUCCGCUAUAAAUCCAUUCUUGUAUUGUUGGCGCAAUCGGGAAAUGCGGGAAGCAGUUUUGAAGAUAGUACGAAAAAGGUUAUGUAAAACAGAUGAGGAAAACUUAGAUAACGGUGAUCAAUGAAAUUGGUUGACUUGAGACACUCACGGUCAGAUACUGCCGCCAAAAAUCCGAGAUCGAGGCAGUUGAAGAAACUACGUAACGCGUUAUGUAAAACAGAUGGAGCGGAAAACUUAUGUUUCGGUUAUUACUGAAAUUGGUUGAUACAUCGAUUUCAGCGAAGUUCAUUUGCGUUUUUGCCUUCAGGAAAGACCGGCAAGGAUAGCUACAGAUCAUACAACCAGAGGCUAAAUUUUUGCGGUGUAAUCUGCUCUACUACUUCCAUUGGAUCGCUCUUCCAUAGCGUACUCAGGGGCAGAUAAUGCUGCCAAGAAAGUAGCUAGAGGGGGGUGUUGGCUUCUUAGCAAGGGUGUCUCAAAUCAAGUUGGACCCUUCCUAAAUUUUCCUUCCACAAUUUUAUUUUUCUGCAAAUUGGGUUGACGGUUGAGAUAAAUCUAACGGUGAAGAAAUUAUUCAAGAUCGCUAUAAGAAAGACGUCAAGAACUGCUGGACUUGCUGUUUGUAAAGGUAGGAUUUACAAUUUUAUCUUGUCAGCCAAAAAAUACGAAAAGAAAAGGCCAAAUAAACAAGGAUGGAUGACUGAAGCAGCUGUCUUCGAAUGCUUCCCUGAUGUGUGGGGUUAUUUGUGUUAUGUUGAAUUGAUGUCUUUACUAAACUAAUUUAUUCUACGUUGUACCAGGUUUGCUUCCUUGUAGGUCGCUCUGGUCUUCUUUGACUUCUUUGUCACUAGUGUGGUCGAAAUGCAAGGGAGAAUUAUAGGAGUGGGAAAAGAAAAAGCUUUUCCUUUAAUUUUAUGUCCUUUCUGAUUACGGAAUCGAAGUGACGGGGAUAAAGCAAUUUAUUAUUUAGCUUUAUUUGAUCGGCGUAAUAUAUUUUGCAAGUUUGACAAAGUAGGGUGCACACCUAUUGGUGAAAUGGGGUCAAUUAGAAAAUGGGCGAUGACUUAAUUGGUACCGUUCAUCAUUAAUUCCAUUUUAAAAGAUGAUCAAGUAAAAAACUUCUCCUAAAUGAAAAGCCCUAUUAGAAAUAAGUUAAAGAAUUAAGUACUGGUAAGGUGAUUGUAAUUUUAAUAAGAAGCCAGGUGAAAGAGUAUAAAAAAUAAUAUGCAGUUUCUUUUUUAAGAGAAACAGGGGACAGAAUUGAAAAAUUUGAGAUGGCAAACUCUACUGUUGAUAUGAUGUCUGGUGGGUUGGAGAGUGACGAAGAAUCCUCACCUUUCGAAACCUCUGUAAUCAUAAAUAGUGUCCUCAAUGCUCUACUGAUACCAAUAUGCAUCGCCGGCAAUGUUUUGGUACUAGCCGCCGUAUGGAGAAAUCCUUCCCUACACACUCCGUCUACCAUUUUGCUGUGCAGUCUUGCUGUUUCUGAUCUUUUCGUUGGGUUUCUUGCUCUUCCAGUUAACAUUGCCAUCGCCCUUAUACCGCUUUCUCAGAACAGUUCUUAAUCACGUCUGUCACAAGCAAGGAUCUUCCUCAAUAUUCAACUCUGCUGUGUUUCCCUUGAAACAAUGACAGCCAUCAGCGUGGAUCGAUAUUUGGCCCUACGAUAUCACAUGCGAUAUCCGAAUUUGAUGACCUCUAAACGUGCAAUGUACGUAGUAGCAACAUUUUGGUGUAAAAACGUCAUUUUAUCACUGCUUAGCAUUUGGAAGAAAAAUACUAUUCUUGUUGUUGCAGUUGUCUUUGUUGCCUUAUGUCUUUUCAUUUCUUCAAUUACUUACAAUGCAAUUUAUCGAGUCGUUCGACACCAUCAACAUCAGAUUCACGCCCAACAGCAAGCCGUACAAAAUAUGAACGCGGAACAAAAUCUCAAGACACAAGGGAAGAAACGCGCUCUAAACACAUUUAUAUAUUACAUUUGUAUGCUUCUUUGUUAUUUUCCAGCGGCUGUCUCCGCCAUAAUUUGGGUCACUUAUAAAGAACAUUGGAACAUCAGAUGGUAUUUUACCGACACUAUUCUGUUCAUGAACUCCGCUAUAAAUCCAUUCUUGUAUUGUUGGCGUAAUCGGGAAGUCCGGGAAGCAGUUUUGAAGAUAGUACGAAAAAGGUUAUGUAAAACGGAUGAGGAAAACUGACUUAGAUAACGGCGAUCAAUGAAAUUGGUGGUUCAUUUGCGAUUUUAUUUUAAGACCAACGAUUCACUCUGAGACACUCAGGAGCAGAUACUGCCGCUAAAAAUCCGAGAUCGAGGCAGUUGAAGAAACUACGUAACAUGUUAUGUAAAACAGAUGGCGAAAACUUAACUUUCGGUUUGGUUGAUAUAUCGAUUUCCGCGAAGUUUAUUUGCGUUUUUGCCUUCAGGAAAGACCANAUGUACGUAGUAGCAACAUUUUGGUGUAAAAACGUCAUUUUAUCACUGCUUAGCAUUUGGAAGAAAAAUACUAUUCUUGUUGUUGCAGUUGUCUUUGUUGCCUUAUGUCUUUUCAUUUCUUCAAUUACUUACAAUGCAAUUUAUCGAGUCGUUCGACACCAUCAACAUCAGAUUCACGCCCAACAGCAAGCCGUACAAAAUAUGAACGCGGAACAAAAUCUCAAGACACAAGGGAAGAAACGCGCUCUAAACACAUUUAUAUAUUACAUUUGUAUGCUUCUUUGUUAUUUUCCAGCGGCUGUCUCCGCCAUAAUUUGGGUCACUUAUAAAGAACAUUGGAACAUCAGAUGGUAUUUUACCGACACUAUUCUGUUCAUGAACUCCGCUAUAAAUCCAUUCUUGUAUUGUUGGCGUAAUCGGGAAGUCCGGGAAGCAGUU